GUCACUUUACACAUAUACGCAGUUCAGCUAAAUUGCACCAAGCCAUCGAUUAAGAGUGGGACUUUGUGAUCGGCGCAAGAAAACUGAAAACAAAAUUAUAAAAAAAUAGUUAAAGUGUGGUUUCUCAUAGUGGUAGAGCCGAUUUUGACGACUUUUUCCGUGAGCCGCCCAAGUACCAAGUAGUUCUAUCGAGUAGUGCUGAUUUCUCUUUUGACGUUUUAAGGCCUCUUUGUUUGUUUGCUCUCUCGCGCCCACAGUGCUGAUAAAAUGAUAUUCGUGACCAUGGAUUGUCUUCGACAUUAGCAGGUGCUGAGUUUAGUAAAUUUAGUUUUCUUCUGUGGAAAGUUUUGCAAAAAGAAACAUAUAUAUAUAGACUCCGAGUGCAUUUCCUGAAGAGUGAACCGACAAACUUUGCUUUAACCGCGACCCUUUCAUUCGAGUGACGCUAUCUUGUGCUACUUAUCUUUCCUUUGCCAAAAGUUUCUAAAUUUUGUUCUUUGUUGCGAUUACAUCGAGUGUCGCGAGUGCGUUGUUCUCAUCGCGACAUUUAUCUGUGUCAAAGAAUUUGGUCCGGUUCAAGUGCGACUAAUUAAAGCAUACAAAUAGCCUCGUACUUUAUUGUGCUGCUGUGAAUAACAAUUAUUAGAAUUCUAUUACAAUUUGCGAUUCAGUUGACUUGUUUUCUCUCACAGUUUUUCUGAACUCUACAUCCUAUUUAAUUUGUGAUGUACCCCAAGUGUAACGCUGAAGGAAUCAACGUCGAAUCGUCGAUCAAUUUUGUGCACUCGAAGAGAAAAGGAUUCUUCAUACACAAAAAAAAAAUGCUAAGAGACCCCAUAAGUUUACGAAAUCGUAUAAGUUGUUUUCUUCUUCGUCGUUAUUAAAUAAUCUCGCGCUCAACGCUCUCUGUUUACAAGGAACUUUGGAAAUUGCACGUAGUUUCAAGGCCAAGGAUAUUGCUUCUUUGUAAGGAGUUCUCUUGCACCUUAAUUCUAUAAGUACAAAUUUACCGUCCCAGUGCAAUCUUUAAACAUUGAAAAUAAAGCAUAAACAAACAGCAAAAAUGAAACUGUUGGAAAGCACUCGCUUUGAGGCAAUAAACAAUGCUUUAUCCAUUACAACUGGAGACAGUAAAAUCAUUGGAAGAAUUGAAAGUUACUCCUGUAAAAUGGCUGGAAAUGAUAAGCAACUAUAUAAACGUUUUAAUUCUGAGCAAGGUGUAACACCACAUGAUUUUCAAGCAUUAUCACCACCUCAAACAUCUCUUGGUACAUCUCCAGCUCAGAGCUAUUAUAGUCGUAGUAUUUCUGGAGAUGAGGAAGGUCCCUUAUGUGAUACAAUCAGCAGAAAAACUUUAUUCUACUUAAUUGCAACUUUGAACUCAGCAUUUUAUCCAGACUAUGACUUUUCUGAUGCUAAGAGUCAUGAAUUCAGUAAAGAACCAAGUUUACAAUGGGUUAUGAAUGCUGUAGAUAGUAACUUGAGUGCCACAGCUGGAGAUCAUUAUCGUACAUUGAAAGCUGCACUUUGGGCUACUAUUGAAGAUGAGAUAUCUUUGAAUGAAUGUGAUAUUUACAGCUACAAUCCAGAUUUAGCAUCUGAUCCUUUUGGAGAAGACGGAUGUUUAUGGUCAUUUAACUACUUUUUUUAUAAUAAAAAGCUUAAGAGGAUUGUAUUCUUCACCUGUAGAGCAAUAAACCCGCUUUAUGCCAUGGAUUCAGGCAUUAGUAGUGAUAUUACAAUGGAUGAAGACGAUGACGAUACUUACUAAUCCGUAGAGUUUCUGAUGACUAUUUUGAACUUUAGGAUUUUCACUCUGAAUGUUAUAUUACUUUAAGUACCCUGUAGUAUUGCAAAACAAUUAUCACAUUACAACAGUGUAUUCUUGUUUCUUACUUUUUGAAAGUAGUUUUUUUUCUAUAAGGCAAUAGAAUAGUAAAACUGGGCCUUCACAGGUGAAAAUUAGUAAUGUCAGAUAGAUGAACAUAUAUAAAUAUUUGUAAAGUCUUUUACAAAAUUCUAUAAAGACACUAUUACUAUGUAAUGAAAAAUAUUCCCUGAAUAAUUUCGAUUCUAGUGUUUGUCAAGAUUGCAAUCAAUUUACUCUUGAUUUAAAAUCAAUUGUUGAUUGUACAAAUUCAUCUCUAACGUGUAUUAGAGUUUGCAGAAUUGUAAUUAAAAGAAAAAAAAUUAAAUUCAGUAUCUAACUACUUCGAACAUUGAUGAUACUAUUUGACUUAUGUGAUCAAGAAGAAAAUCAUG
Molecule: messenger RNA, 2262 nt
Organism: Phymastichus coffea
Lineage: Eukaryota; Metazoa; Arthropoda; Insecta; Hymenoptera; Eulophidae
Gene: Maf1
Product: repressor of RNA polymerase III transcription MAF1 homolog
Exons: 5
Coding region: 1064-1771 (235 amino acids)
Biological process (GO): negative regulation of transcription by RNA polymerase III
Cellular component (GO): nucleus
Molecular function (GO): RNA polymerase III core binding
Source: RefSeq, a predicted model, not a curated record